AUGUCUACCCACACCUGGUCUUUUGAUAAAAAUGGACAAACAUCCAUCUCACACCAUCAUUGCCAGUACCUUGGUUUACUCACUGAGCUUAAAGUAAGGUAUACAACAACCAGGACAUAUCAUUGGCCUAUCGAGACAUACAAAGAUGUCUGCAAAUGGCAAAUUGCAAGAGAUUUUGAACCUGCCACCAUCAACUUUGGGUGUUACCUCGAAUAUUAUCUUAUAUACAAUGUUCAGCCAGAGUCAGAGGCUUACCAGGCUCAAGAGCUGAACAGAGAACAACCUGAAGAAACAUCUGGGAUACCAUUCACUGAAAACAGUUUGUUACAGAAUGAUCAACAACAAUAUUCACCACUAUCUACAAUGGCAGCAUAUUAUGCAGAAGAUGCUAUGGAUGUAGAUUCACCAGUAUUUUCCUCACAGACUGUAAACUUUUCCACUGCAAGUAUGUCAGAUAUGGAGGUGGAUUGA
Marasmius oreades (fairy-ring Marasmius) is the source of this 471-nucleotide messenger RNA. RefSeq lists its product as uncharacterized. The record is from RefSeq and is a predicted model, not a curated record. The transcript has 3 exons. Lineage: Eukaryota; Fungi; Basidiomycota; Agaricomycetes; Agaricales; Marasmiaceae. Bases 1 to 471 code for a protein of 156 amino acids.